Molecule: messenger RNA, 1164 nt
Organism: Oncorhynchus kisutch (coho salmon)
Lineage: Eukaryota; Metazoa; Chordata; Actinopteri; Salmoniformes; Salmonidae
Product: microtubule-associated protein RP/EB family member 1
Exons: 8
Coding region: 137-961 (274 amino acids)
Molecular function (GO): microtubule binding
Source: RefSeq, a predicted model, not a curated record
GUACAACAAGAGCCAAGAGGAAGGAACAAGGCACGUAAGAAUUAAAACGCCGGUGAACGGCGAGAAAGUUUGGUGUAUCCACAAGUUUGAACCUUUUUGUAAUUUGAUUCAACCAGUGGAAGAUUAAGAAAAUAAGAUGGCUGUCAACGUUUACUCCACAUCUGUGACCGGCGACAACCUUAGUCGCCAUGAUAUGCUUUCUUGGAUCAACGAGUCUGUACAGAUGAACUACGCCAAAAUUGAGCAGUUGUGCUCAGGUGCCGCUUACUGUCAGUUCAUGGACAUGCUUUUCCCUGGAUGCAUCCCUUUGAAGAAGGUAAAAUUUCAGGCAAAACUAGAGACUGAGUUCCUCCACAACUUCAAACUUCUGCAGACCAGUUUUAAGAAGAUUGGGGUUGACAAGAUAAUUCCUGUGGAUAAAUUGAUAAAAGGCAAGUUCCAGGACAACUUUGAGUUUGUGCAAUGGUUCAAGAAAUUAUUUGAUGCCAACUACGAUGGAAAGGAGUAUGACCCACUCGGUGCUCGCCAGGGCCAGGACACUGCUCCUACGCCCAACCCAGGGCAGGUCGCAUCCAAGCCAAGAAAGCCCACCACUGUACAGUUCCACAGCUCCCCACCUCUUAUCAGACCAGCGGCGAGAGUCGCUCCCACGAGGUCUACAACGGCAGUAACCAAACCCCCGCCCAGGUCAGCAGGGAGUGCCUUGCGGAGGCCCGGAGGGGCAGAGGACGUGGAGAGGGUGGAGCUAGCCCAGGAGGUCAGUUCCCUGAAGGCCACUGUCCAGGACAUGGAGAAAGAGAGAGACUUUUAUUUUGGAAAGCUGAGGUCCAUUGAGGUCAUCUGCCAAGAAGUGGAUGGAGAGGCAGAUACGACGAUGCAGAAGAUUAUGGAUGUUCUAUACGCCACUGAUGAGGGGUUUGUUAUUCCUGAUGCUGAAGGAGAAGAACCAGAAGAGUUCUGAUGAAAAUGGACACAACUGCAGUUCAUACCUUAAUCACACACUUUUCAAUACACACACACACACACACACAAGUUUGCAUGUGCAACGUUCAUACGCACUCUUUGGGUCUAAUGAACAUGCACUUACUCACACUGUGGAUUAAGUUGCCUCUGGAUUAUACACUGCCUGCCACCUUGGUCCAAGUGUUUAUUGGACCAAGUGUU